Molecule: messenger RNA, 882 nt
Organism: Panicum virgatum (switchgrass)
Lineage: Eukaryota; Viridiplantae; Streptophyta; Magnoliopsida; Poales; Poaceae
Exons: 1
Coding region: 1-882 (293 amino acids)
Source: RefSeq, a predicted model, not a curated record
AUGUACUAUCAACAACCCGCCAGCUUCGUCGACAAAGCUCAUCCCGAUGAUGUCUGCCUCUUGCGCAAGUCCCUGUAUGGACUCAAGCAAGCGCCACAGGCGUGGUUUCACUGGUUUGCGACGCAUCUCCAGCGCCUCGGCUUCAUGGUCUCCAAGUCCGACAGCUCCCUCUUCAUCUACAAUCGAGACACUGAUGCCGCGCAUCUCCUCCUAUACGUCGACGACAUCGUGCUAUCAACCUCGACCACGACACUGCUCCAACACAUCAUCAACCAGCUUCGCCAUGAGUUCGCGAUGAAGGACCUUGGCCCCAUGCACUACUUCCUCAGCAUCCAGGUAUGGCGCACGCCGGCCGGCUUCUUCCUCUCCCAGGCACAGUAUGCGGACGACAUCCUCGAUCGCACAGGCAUGAGCGACUGCAAGCCGGCGCCCACUCCAGUUGAUACCAAGGCUAAGGUGUCUAGCGCUGCUGGCACACCGCUUCUAGAUCCAACAUUCUACCGGAGCAUCGUCGGUGCGCUCCAGUACCUGACCCUGACGCACCCCGACCUCUCCUACGCUGUGCAACAAGCCUGUCUUCACAUGCACGACCCUCGCGACGUGCAUUGGACCUUCGUCAAGUGUGUGCUCUGGUACGUUCGCGGAUCAUGGAGGAAGAGCCUGCAGCUUCGGAGAUCCACGCUGCCACUGCUCGUUGCCUACUCCGACGCCGACUGUGCUGGAUGCCCAGACAUGCGCCGCUCGACGUUGGGCUUCUGCGUGUUCCUUGGUGACUCCUUGGUGUCCUGGUCUUCCAAGCACCAAGCCAUUGUCUCACGUGCCAGCGCCGAGGCGGAGUACCGGGGUGUCGCCCACGCUAUGGCCGAAUGCUGCUGUCUAUGA